This is a messenger RNA of Linderina pennispora, 1599 nucleotides long. RefSeq names its product mitochondrial carrier. Gene Ontology annotation, cellular component: mitochondrial inner membrane. Gene Ontology annotation, biological process: transmembrane transport. The record is from RefSeq and is a predicted model, not a curated record. NCBI's taxonomy places the organism in Eukaryota, Fungi, Kickxellomycota, Kickxellomycetes, Kickxellales, Kickxellaceae. Bases 1 to 1599 code for a protein of 532 amino acids. Gene Ontology annotation, molecular function: S-adenosyl-L-methionine transmembrane transporter activity. The transcript is spliced from 3 exons.
AUGGCGCAUGAACCACGUACUCCCAACAACCUUCAGUGCCUUAUCGCCGGUGGACUUGCCGGUAUGGCCGUCGAUACAGCGCUGUUUCCACUGGACACAAUCAAGACCCGGCUACAAGCCAAGGGCGGGUUUCUGGCAAGCGGGGGCUUCCGCGGUAUCUACGCCGGUCUCUCGUCGGCUGUGAUCGGCUCCUCCCCGGGCGCCGCCAUGUUCUUCCUCACAUACGAAAAAGUCAAGGCCAUGGCCGAGCGGCGAGUUUCCAAAGAGUACCAGCCGGCCGUGCACAUGUUUGCAGCGUCCGCCGGUGAGGUCGCCGCCUGCAUGGUCCGCGUGCCCACUGAGGUGAUCAAGCAGAGACUGCAGACCAAACACCAUCCAUCGCUAGGCAAGGCAGUCCGCGGCACAUACCAUGCAGAGGGCAUUCUGGGGUUCUACCGCGGCUACCUGACGACUGUGGUGCGAGAGAUUCCGUUUACAUGCAUUCAGUUCCCGAUCUACGAGUACAUGAAGGUGUGGUAUGCGAAGAAGCAGGGUAGGCCAACCCAGGCAUGGGAGGCGGCGGUAUGCGGAUCGAUUUCGGGUGGAUUUGCUGCUGCCGUUACAACCCCGCUGGAUGUCGUAAAGACCCGGGUCAUGCUGUCAAUGAAGGGCAUGGAGGCACACAUGCAGUACUCGGGUAUUGGCAACACGCUUGUGCGGAUCGCCCGCGAGGAGGGCUUCAGGGCUCUGUUCAGCGGAGUUGUGCCCCGCACUAUCUGGAUCAGCAUCGGUGGAUUCGUGUUCCUGGGCUCAUACGAAAAGGUCAAGGCUUCUGUGCUGGAGGUCUCCCUAGUAGUAGUUGAGAAAACCACAAGGCCAUUGCUGUACCCAGUAGAAGGUGUCGCGGUAUCCAAGGCUUCUGUUCUAACCGUCAGUGACCGUGAUACUGAUGCCGACACUGGUUCAGAUUUUGAUUCUGCUGAUGGAGAUGAUGAUGAUGAUAGCGAUGAUGAUGACAAGGUUCCGGAGGAUGAAGGCGUCCGUCAUCCCGAAGUUCUCUGGGCGCAGCGCGAGGACCUCGUCUACCUGACAGUGAACCUGCACGAUGCGCAGGAUGCGGACAUCGACCUGCAGGAGACAUCAAUUGAUUUCAAGAACACGACGGACGCGAAGGACUACGCGUUCCACAUUGACUUCUUUGACAAGAUCGAUAUCGCGACGUCGAAGCGGUCCGCUACGGGACGCUACGUGUUCAUGGUGCUGAACAAGGCCAAGGGCGAGUGGUGGCCGAGACUGACCAAGGAGAAGGUCAGGCUGAACUUUGUCAAGACCGAUUUCGCUCGCUGGAGAGAUGAGGAUGAUUCGGAGGACGAGGCCCCUGCCGUUCCGGAUGGCAUGGACUUUUCGCAGUUCGGCAUGCCUGGCAUGGGCGGCAUGCCUGGAAUGGGCGGUAUGCCUGGAAUGGGCGGUAUGCCUGGAAUGGGCGGUAUGCCUGGCAUGCCUGGUGGUAUGGACUUCAGCCAGAUGUUGGCCAACGCCGGUGCUGCCGGCGGUGCUCCUGGCGAUCUCCCCCAGUUCGACGAGUCCAGCGAUGAGGAGGAGGAGGAGGAGUCCAAGUAA